Messenger RNA from Erigeron canadensis, 3050 nucleotides. RefSeq names its product lysine-specific demethylase JMJ25-like. Gene Ontology annotation, cellular component: histone deacetylase complex; chromatin. NCBI's taxonomy places the organism in Eukaryota, Viridiplantae, Streptophyta, Magnoliopsida, Asterales, Asteraceae. The transcript is spliced from 13 exons. Gene Ontology annotation, molecular function: histone H3K9 demethylase activity; transcription coregulator activity; chromatin DNA binding. The record is from RefSeq and is a predicted model, not a curated record. Bases 66 to 2870 code for a protein of 934 amino acids. Gene Ontology annotation, biological process: regulation of transcription by RNA polymerase II.
AGAAAAUUUUGUUAACAAGAAAUCAAAAUCUAAAAAAAAAACCCAGAUCAAGAAACAAUCUAACAAUGCCAAAGAGAAAAACUAACACAUCAAAAAAUGCUUCAAACACCAAAAAACAAGUAGUUGGGGAAAUAAGACAAAAGGCUGUGAAUGUUGGAAAUGGAGUUAAAGAGAAGCAGCAGCAGCAGAAUUGUUGCCAUCAGUGUGGUGACAAGGGUAAAGAUGAUGUGAUCGACUGCAAGAAAUGCGGGUCGGAGCGAUAUUGUGUCCACUGCAAGAGUAUAUGGUACCCCGAUGUUUCCAUGGAGGAGUUUGCUAAGGCCUGCCCUGUUUGUUGCAAUAAUUGCAAUUGCAACACAUGCUUGCGUGGAUUAUCUCUUGAAUUAUUGCAGGUUUUGCCGGGGUAUUCUUGCUCCGAACCUGAUAAGAUCCAAUACUCCAAACAAUUACUGCAGCAAGUCUAUCCCCUUUUGAAAAAACUAUAUGAAGAAUCCCAAAUCGAGAAUGAAAUAGAGGCUGAGAUUAAAGCAUCAUCAUCAGAUGAGAAAUCGCAGAAUUAUGAAUUUGAAGUAGCUGAUGAUAUAACUUGUGACAAUUGUGGAGCAUAUUUCUUUUGCUUCUGUGGAAGUUGUACGCAGUGUGGCUAUGACUUAUGCAUUGCAUGUUUACAUGAAUUGUGUGAUGGAAGCCUUAAGUGGAAAUGCAGGGCAGAUGGUAGCAUUCCAUGCCCACCCAUAGAUCUUGGUGGUUGCGAUAGUGGAAAAUUUAAGCUGAAACACGUAAUGCUUUUUGAAGAUGUUGAAGAAAUGUUAAAGAAAGCACAGGGAAUUUAUGAAAUGAUUGGAAGUGAUGAUAUUCUCGAGACUUCAACAAAGUGCAGUAUCUGUUGUGAUUCUUCUAAUAAUAAUAUGCAAGAAAAAUCAAAUGCGAACUGUUUGUAUUCUCCAAGUGCAAAAGACAUUCAAGGUCAAGAUGUGAAGCAUUUCCAGUGGCAUUGGUCAAAAGGUGAACCCAUUAUAGUGAGUGAUGUGCUUGUAACUUCUUCAGGGCUAAGUUGGGAGCCGAUGGUUUUGUGGCGGGCUUUUAGUGAUAUCAAAAAUAGUGGUGAUCGCCCGCGUGCUUAUAAAGUGAAUGCAUUUGACUGCUCGAAUGGAAAAGAGGUGGCUGUUUAUCUUCACGAUUUCCUAAGAAGAUACUCAGAAGGUGGAUUCUAUAGGAAAAAGAGUCCCACGCUUCUGAAGUUGGAAAAUUGGCAGCCACCUAGCUUAUCUCAAGGAGAAUGGCCACGGCAUUUUGCUGAAUUUAUAAGCUGUUUGCCCUUCAAAGAAUACACGCACCCGCACAAUGGUUACUUCAAUGUUGCUUCUAAAUUUCCUGAUGUGUCCUCAGAACUAGACAUGGGUCCAAGGAUGGAUAUGGCGUACGGAGUGGAAGAAGAGCUGAAAUCUGGAGACUCUGUUACUAAGCUUCACUGUGAUAUGUCUGAUACCGUGAAUGUACUGACACAUACUAAAUCUGCUUACAAUUUAUCUGCAAAGCUCAACAAGAAAAAUUCGGGGAAACGGAAGCAUUGUGACCAAGAUAGGGCUUCAGUGUCCGAGGAAGGUGACUCGAUGGUGGAAGGUGCUCUGUGGGACGUCUUCCCGAGGCAAGAUAUAACUAAACUAAAGAAAUAUCUAUGGAAACACUCGGCAGACUUUAAGCUUGGUGAUUGUCCCUCAGCUGAGAAGGUUUUUUUCCCAAUACAUGACAACAGCUUUUACCUGAAUACGGAGCACAAAAGAAAGCUCAAAGAGGAAUUUGGAAUCGAACCAUGGACCUACAAACAAAAGCUAGGUGAUGCAGUACUUAUACCAGCUGGGUGUCCGUACCAAGUUAGAAACUUGAAGUCGUGUACGAAGGUUGAACUGAACUUUUUUUCACCUGAAAGUCUACGCUCGUGCAUCCUCAUGCAAGGAGAACUCCGUAAACUGCCCAACAACAACAAGGCCAGACAAAAAAUGCAAAAUAUUGGCAAAAUGAUGAUUUGUGCAUUAAAGCGCGCCUUGACAGAUAUAUGUUCAAAGGGGCCCAUUGAUGAUCUUCAAUUCCCCAACGAUCCUGAGAUCAAUAUUGUUUCAGAUGAUGGUGAAAAUAAUUUCAAUCACAGAGAUGGUUGGAUGGAUGAUUGUGAGACCGGGGAUAUUAACCAUGAUGAUCUGCGCCAAGAAAUGGUUUCAAAUGAAUGGAUCAUCUUAAGCAGUUCGAGUUCUCAAAAUGAGUCCCCAUCGUUGCACACUACAGACCAUGUAGUUGAUCAGGAGCCAGCCUCCAAUAAAAACGCUACCGAAACUGAAGGAACAUACAGGGGACAUGCAGUUGGAGUAGCAGAAAAAGAGCUCUUAGAGGCUUUCGAGCUGCAUUACCCCAACGCAUUCAAAUGGGCUAGAAUUGGCUCAGGAUCAUUCUGGCCCGCAAUAUUGAUAGAACUAUAUAAUCUCAUCAAAGUCAUUUCGGAAACAUCAGUGGAAGAACUUGUGGAUCAAGAGCAAAUCACUAGACUUGAAGAUCAAGUAAGUGGACUAAAAAUUGUUGGAUUCGAUUUGUCAUGGAUAGAGAAGAGGCUACAUAUGGUCAAGGAGGUAAGGUUUGGAGAUUACCCGUUAAACCAAGACCUUCUUGAACUACAAGAAUCCAUAGCAUCACUCAAGGAGGAGAUGAACGAGAGACAAAGAAAAUCCAUUGAAGCUCAACUAUUGUUUGAAAAGGCUCAGAUCAAGUAUGCUGCUGCUAAAAAGGCUAGAAACAAGCUACACGAGAUGACACAGAAGUAUGGAGACGGGCUUGUAUUAGCUGGUCGACUUGGUUCUGGCAUGUUUUCAAGUAGAUAACAACAACUAAAGACCCAUUAACAGUUCGGUUUGAAGAUCACAUCACCAGAAAUUCCAUCUAUCGUUCAGUUUGUUUGUUUAUGAACUUUGAUACAUUCAAUGUGUGACUUUCACCAUAUUUUUCUGUUAUGAUGAUUAAGUAUAAUUGCCAACUUGUAUAAUUGUUCGGUUUUUACGAUA